AUGGGCAAGCUUGACAGAAAAAUCGCGCUCAUUACUGGUGCUUCUGAAGGUAUUGGUUUGGCCAUUGCACAGCGAUUCAUCACUGAAGGUGCAGAACAUGUUUUCAUCACUGGACGUCGACAGGAAGCGCUCGAUGAAGCCGUGAAAAAUAUCGGUAGUACUAAUGUGACCGCAGUGCAGGGUGAUGUAUCGAAUAUGGCCGAUCUCGACAAUCUGUAUAACAUCGUUCAGAAAGAAAAAGGUCGUCUGGAUAUCGUCGUUGCUAAUGCAGGUGUCAGUCUGAUUGCCCCACUUGAGUCAAUUACCGAAAAACAAUUUGAUGAUGUAUUCAACAUCAAUGUGAAAGGAGUAUUGUUUACCGUUCAAAAAGCCUUGCCAAUAUUGAUUGAUGGUGGAUCAAUCAUUCUUAUUGGAUCUGUCUCUUCUAUCAAAGGUCAUCCAACUGCAAGCAUCUACAGUGCAUCGAAAGCAGCUAUUCGUUCUUUUGUCCGAUGUUGGGUGGUCGAUUUAAAAGAACGCAAGAUCCGAGUCAAUACUUUGAGUCCAGGAUCAACCGAAACAACAAUGUUCAGAGAUGUAGCUACUAGUGAAGUGACAAAGACAACUUUUAUCACCGAUAUUAUAGCUACUGUACCAAUGGAUCGGAUCGGCACGCCAGAUGAAACUGCAAAAGCUGCAGUCUUUCUUGCUUCGGACGAUAGCAGUUAUGUCACAGGUAUCGAACUUUUUGUCGAUGGAGGAAGAGGACAAAUCUGA
This is a messenger RNA of Rotaria sp. Silwood2, 756 nucleotides long. The record is from the annotation of a GenBank genome assembly. Lineage: Eukaryota; Metazoa; Rotifera; Eurotatoria; Philodinida; Philodinidae.